Carcharodon carcharias (great white shark) is the source of this 5104-nucleotide messenger RNA. RefSeq names its product eukaryotic peptide chain release factor GTP-binding subunit ERF3A. The transcript is spliced from 14 exons. Bases 189 to 1910 code for a protein of 573 amino acids. The record is from RefSeq and is a predicted model, not a curated record. Lineage: Eukaryota; Metazoa; Chordata; Chondrichthyes; Lamniformes; Lamnidae. Gene Ontology annotation, cellular component: translation release factor complex. Gene Ontology annotation, biological process: translation. Gene Ontology annotation, molecular function: GTPase activity; translation release factor activity; GTP binding.
UUACCCCCAUCACCCGGCCUCCAUUCGGACUCGAACCGGCGGAGAGAAUUGGAAAAAAAAAGGGAGAGAGAGAGAGAGAGAGAGAAGGAGGAGGAGGAGGAGGAGGAGGAGGGGAGGUGGAGAGAGAGAGAGAGAGAGAAAAAAAGGGCGACGUUAUUUUUGAAUCCGGUGACAUUCUGAGCGCGGCCAUGGAUUCGAAAGACGUGGCGGAUUACGCCCCUGAUUCCUGGGAGCUGGCGGCCGACACGGAUGUCGAGGCCCAGAUGCACAACUCCUUCUCCAAGCUCAACGUGAACGCCAAGCCCUUCGUCCCCAAUGUCCACGCAGCAGAAUUCGUCCCCUCCUUCCUCAGGAGCUCGGACGAGCCGGGUGAGACGCCAGAAGGGCCAGAUGCUACAGAUGCCAGCAUGGAGGUUUCAGAGCCAGCUGCACCAGUAGAAAAUGGCGAUACAGAAGCUGGAUCUGAUGAAUCAUGGGAACAAAAAGCAGAGCCAAGUGAAGCAGAGCCAGGAGGUGGUCCUGCUGGCGAUGGAGGGCCACCUUUGGCAGCUCCAGUAGGAAUGGAAGAGGAGGAGGACGUGUCUGUGCCAAAGGUUGCUGUGGUCGAACCAGGUGCCCCCAGGAAGGAACAUGUAAAUGUUGUAUUCAUUGGUCAUGUAGAUGCUGGAAAAUCCACUAUUGGUGGACAGAUAAUGUACCUCACAGGUAUGGUUGACAAACGAACACUGGAAAAGUAUGAGAGGGAGGCCAAGGAAAAAAAUAGAGAAACAUGGUACCUUUCCUGGGCCUUGGACACAAAUCAGGAGGAGAGAGAUAAGGGCAAAACAGUAGAAGUGGGCCGUGCAUAUUUUGAGACACAAAAGAAGCACUUCACCAUUUUAGAUGCUCCAGGCCACAAAAGCUUUGUACCGAAUAUGAUUGGUGGGGCAUCUCAAGCUGAUCUUGCUGUCUUGGUUAUAUCAGCCAGAAAAGGUGAAUUUGAAACAGGCUUUGAAAAAGGAGGUCAGACACGAGAACAUGCUAUGUUAGCAAAAACAGCAGGAGUGAAACACCUGAUCGUUCUCAUCAACAAAAUGGAUGACCCAACAGUAAGCUGGAGCCAAGAUAGGUAUGAGGAAUGUAAAGAAAAACUUGUGCCCUUUUUGAAGAAAGUUGGUUUCAAUCCUAAGAAGGAUAUUCACUUUAUGCCUUGUUCUGGACUAACUGGCGCAAACCUAAAAGAACGAGCUGAGAACUGCUCUUGGUACACUGGAUUACCAUUUAUUCCCUAUCUGGACAAUUUGCCACACUUCAGUAGGGCAUCUACUGGACCUGUGCGAGUACCAAUUGUAGAUAAAUAUAAGGAUAUGGGUACUGUGGUUUUAGGGAAAUUAGAAUCUGGAUUAAUUGGAAAAGGACACCAACUUGUCAUGAUGCCAAACAAACACAAUGUUGAAGUUCUGGGCCUACUGUCUGAUGAUGUAGAGACUGAGACUGCAGACCCAGGUGAAAAUCUAAAGAUACGACUGAAAGGAAUCGAAGAGGAGGAGAUACUGCCGGGAUUCAUCCUGUGUGAUCAUGGCAGCCUUUGUCACUCAGGGCGUACUUUUGAUGCUCAGAUAGUUAUAAUUGAGCACAAAUCCAUCAUCUGCCCAGGUUACAAUGCAGUGCUGCACAUCCAUACUUGCAUUGAAGAAGUGCAGAUCGCGGCCUUAAUCUGUCUGGUGGAUAAGAAGUCUGGAGAAAAGAGCAAGACGCGGCCUCGUUUUGUUAAACAGGAUCAGGUUUGCAUUGCUCGUUUAAGAACAGCUGGAACUAUCUGCCUUGAGACCUUCAAAGAUUUUCCUCAAAUGGGGCGUUUUACCUUGAGAGAUGAAGGUAAAACUAUUGCAAUUGGGAAGGUCCUGAAGCUGAUCCCGGAGAAGGACUGAAUAUCCACUAUCUAAUGCUGCACAAUACUGUGAUGAAAAAGGACUCAGCAACAGCCUACUUCACGCCUUCCUUUCCUGGUUUUCAUUGUCCCUCUGCCCAUCAAUAUCUUUAUCUUCCCAUAAACUGCAAAUUGCUGUAAACAUGUCCACAUUUUACGUCAGCUUUCUCAUAUUGAGAGCUCUGCUAUGCCAUUGUUAAAGUUACCAUUUUAAAUCCUUCUCUUCUGAAAUCUGCUUCCUUAGAAAUACAGCAAUAGCUACCUAACUGAUGUGGACAGAAUUGCCUGCAAAAAUAAAAUUAAACCAAAAAAGUUUAUUUUAUUCUGGCAUCAUUCUCUUUUGUGCGCAUUCUUGCUCACCUGCUUUUUCCAACUAGAUCAGGUUAUUCAACAGAUCAGCGUGUGUUCACAUGUUAGAAAUGCAUCUGUAGAUAUAAUAAAAUUGAUUUGAAAUAUUUCUGGCAUUUGAGUUACUUUGGGAAGGAUUCUUGUGAGAUGAACCUUUCACCAGCUUGUCAGCUGGUGCCCCAGCAAAUUAUUUCUUGAUUUAAAUUUUACUUCCUGUCCUAAAUAUGUUUCAUAACCGUCCGCCAUGUAUGGCGUUUGUGGUUUUCCAACUUUUACGAAAGCAUGAUGCAUUUUAUUGUAAACUUUGUAUGUGCUGGGAAACAACUCAUUAUUCCAGUACUGUAAAAAAUGUAAUGAAAGUUAAUUUUGUAGCUACUGUUUCCCUUCAAUUUAUGCAGCAUCCAAAAGAAUCAAAUCUUUUUUUUUUCAAAAAAGUACACAACCGCAAUUAAAUUAGAUGUGAAUUGCUUGGUAAGAUCCUCGGGGGGGAAACAAAUAAGAACAAAUAACUGCUGCAUGGUGUUGAGCAAGCAGCGUAUUAACAUGGGUAUCUAUCUAGGUUUGAUUCUUUUGACUUGAAAUGCUAUUUAACAAACAGAUUGGAAUAUCUGUAGCUGAGUUUUUAUUUUCUUGCUUAUAAGCACAUUACAUGAUAGACCAGUUAGUAUAUGUGGGCGCACAUGUAACAACUUUGCUACUUUGGUUGGGGGAUUUUAACACUUGCUACAAGUUACAUAUCAAACUCUUAAUUUUUCAGUGUAUUGAUUUUAUAAGGGGAGUGGAUAUUAGAUGAGUAAUGAAGAAAAAAAUCAGCUGAAAUAGAACCUGUGUGGUUGGUAUACAAAAUGAGAAAAUAUAGUUCUUGUACAUAUUUGAAAACCUUGUAUUUGAGACACAGCAGUUAUUUAAUAUAAUGGUAAGUUUAUUACCGUUAAAGGGUCAUGAUGAGGAUUUUUUUUUUAAAUUCCCUCGCCUAGCAAUGUUACUAUUCCAGUUAAUGAAAGGGAUUUAUCAAAGAAUGAUGGGACUUGCCCUAAAGUACAGAACAAUAAACAAUGGUAUGAAUGGGCCUAUUCUGAAAAACUGCAAUUACGUGUCAUUUUGUUGUAAAGCAGCAAAUUACAUUCAGACUUUGGACAAAGAUCUACCUGAACACUAAUCUAGAGCAAAUUCUGGUGACGCACAGGGCCACUAGUAGUGUGAACUGUGUACUGCCUGUGAAAUUGAGUGAUACAAUCCCACAAAGCCUAAUCACAUUAUUUCAUCUAUUUUAGUGAAUCAGAUGUUUUGGCAGCAGCCGAUUUUCCCCUUAAUUUUCUUUUGCUUUUAUUUCGUUCCAGUUGUGCUUGGAAAUGAAAAUACCAUUGUUUUGUCAGCUUGUUUUCAAAACAAAAUAAUCUGGGAAUUUGCUGCUCUUGAGGAAAAGUUGGUGCUUCAGUAUAUUAAUGGCAAUAUUUCCCAUGGUUUCUGCUAUUGCAGUGUUUUUUUUAAUUGGUUAGUCGGUAAGUGUGUAAAGAAAAUGCUAAUUGCUGCUGUAUGAAACGCCCUUACUUUUAAUUGGGCAAAUGUUGGCUUUGUCUUGGUGAUCCCACUUGAAGUUGUCUGUUUUAUAAUGAAGUAUCAUUGACACUGCACAAGCCUGGUGUAAGACAGCACAGCUGUUAAAUAUGACCACAGUAUUGUAUAGUAUACAAGUUUCUUGUAUGCAUUCUUAAUCUCGCAAAAUAAAAUUUGAUUUCAUUUCCAUUGGCAUAUUGUCUCUAACUGGAGAUGUAGCUAAAGAGUGCUAGUUUGGGGUUUGGUUUUUCAUCAUGUAAAUGUAUUCAUUUAAUUAUGUUAACUAAGUUGAGCAGAGGGGACAGUGCAAAGUUUUCAUUGAAGAGGCUUGCUGUGUUACUAUCCUUUCCUAAAAAAUACAUUGGUAUGCUGAAAAGGUUUCAUACAGGCUACUUUUCCCAGGUUGUGGAAGGACCUUCAUUUGUAAAGCAUACAUUGCUAAAGAUUUAUACAGAGUAUUAAUGGCAAAACCUUUGAUAAUCGAACUUGGUGUGUUUGCAACAAUUCUGCUUUAAAGUAAAAUUUUCUAUCCUUAUUGGGUAUUGAAGUCUAUAUUGAUCAAUGCAUUGUUUAUGGUAUGUGCAGUAAUGAGUUUGUUUUAGCUAAGUUUAUGGGGGAUUAGCAUCAUUACAUCCAUAUGCCCAAAAUUUAUGACUACCUUUAUACAAGUGUACAUACAAGGCUCUCCUUUCUUAAAAGAUGCUUAUGAUCUAAUGGUGACCAGGCUAUACGAAUAACCAGGUGAUUUAACAUAUUACCUUUCACAGUGCAGGAUAUUGUUUGCUAAAAUGCAUGGGAUUCAAUAUCUGUUGAAAGCUAGGAGCAGAAAGUUGUAUCAACUUGCUGAAUUUCUCUGUUUAACUGAACUUCAGCUGUAAGUUGCUAUAAGUGAUUUUUUUUGUCCACUGUACUGUGCUUAAAAGUGCAAAUUGCACUUGCCCAUGUAUGUUAUGAUUCAUUUCAUUAACCAAACUACAGAAGGGUAAAUAAAAGUGAUCAUAAAAUGGUUGUAUUAUGGACAAUUUCAUUACAAAUAAAUCGUGUGCAAUGGAACAUUAUUAUCUCAGUGAAUUCCUAAGGAAUAGUCUUGUGGCAAAUGGGUUAUUUAACCAGAAUUGACUGUAUAGAAAAGUCAUUCAUUUGUUUUUAAGUGCUGGCUCUUCACGUAUGUAUGCACAUUUUAUCAAACCUAAAUUGGCUGAGCUAACCUUGGUUGCCAAGAUGAAGUUGCGUGUUGUGAAAUUGUAUGUGGGAUAGUGUUUAAAUUACAAUAAAGUUUUGUUGAAGGUA